Messenger RNA from Exophiala mesophila, 1854 nucleotides. RefSeq lists its product as uncharacterized. Gene Ontology annotation, biological process: cell division; positive regulation of protein phosphorylation; signal transduction. The record is from RefSeq and is a predicted model, not a curated record. The transcript is spliced from 4 exons. Gene Ontology annotation, molecular function: protein kinase activator activity. Lineage: Eukaryota; Fungi; Ascomycota; Eurotiomycetes; Chaetothyriales; Herpotrichiellaceae. The coding region runs from base 508 to 1425 and encodes 305 amino acids. Gene Ontology annotation, cellular component: nucleus; cytoplasm.
CUUCCAACCAACCAUCCAGACCACAGAGCAGAACCGUUGGUAACAGGCCCCCUCGGCCCAUCCACCUAGCCUGAAUAAUCGCACUGCUUAUCGCUCACCUCUCACCUUGGACACUCUUUCUUCACAGCAUGUGAAACAAGACAAUUCCGACUUCACACUCCUCAUCUUCCCGACUCGAGUCUGUUCACCAUCUUGUCCUUCUCUACCAUCAAUUCAAAGUCUCUGUCUCUUCUUUCUUUCUUGUACAAUUACAUCUACACCCUCCGCUCCUUCGAUCGUCCCUGGAAAAAUAAGUCUGUUUGCAACGGUCUGACCGCUUUGUUAUUCACGCUGCAUCCGCAUCAGAGACACACACUGUCAUUGUCGCAGCCACCACCACCACACCAGCUGACCCGCGUCUGCUGACCCUCGCUGCCUGCCUGCCUGCCCUCCAUACCACACCCUCACCAACCGCCGACUUGUUUACCAACCUUCCUUUCGUUUUCCUUUCAGUCAGGCCUGCCUUUCAUGGCCUCACUGCUGACCACAAUGUUCGUGCCAUUCUUACUCUCAUCUCCUUCUCAAAAAGCCCUGCCUCCACACUGUACCCUCAAACAAUCCUCCUCUUGUGUUACCAUUAACACAUAUACCUGUCUUGACACCCCCGAUUCUCCUUCUCGAUUAUCCGAAACAUCCUCUCCUGCAUCUCGCGCUGCCCAGAUUCUUCGUGGUUCCGGCCUGGGAGGCUCUCCCUCUCCUCGCCAUAUUAAUAAACAACCUGUUGACAUCUUUUCCCCGUCUAGCAAUGCCCGCACCCGGGGUCAAUUCAAGCCGCGCAAUGCCGGCAAGGGUUCUACCAGUUACCAACUGAGACAAUUUGCCGAAGCAACCUUGGGGAGUGGUAGUUUGCGCAAGGCUGUCAAACUACCCGAGGGUGAAGACUUGAAUGAAUGGUUGGCCGUCAAUGUGGUCGACUUUUACAACCAGAUCAAUCUUCUCUACGGCUCCAUCACAGAGUUCUGCUCUCCAUCAACAUGUCCCGAGAUGAAGGCUACAGAUGAAUUCGAGUAUCUUUGGCAAGACCCCGCAGGUGGCUUCCCCAAGCCCACCAAGAUGGCUGCCCCAGAAUACAUUGAGCACCUCAUGAGCUGGGUUCAAAGCAACAUCGACAAUGAAUCUACUUUUCCAAGCCGAAUCGGCGUUCCCUUCCCGAAACACUUCCCCUCUACUGUCCGCCAACUCUUCAAACGCAUGUAUCGUGUUUAUGCCCAUAUCUACUGUCACCAUUACGCAGUCAUUGUCCAUCUCGGACUAGAGCCCCACCUGAACACGAGCUUCAAGCACUACGUUCUGUUCAUUGAUGAGCAUGGACUGGAGAAGGGUGGUGGCAAGGAUUACUGGGGUCCUCUGGGAGAUCUUGUGGACAGCAUGUUGAAGAGUGAUUGAGUGACUGCAAUGUUGCGGUGCUGCUGCCUUGGGCAAAUCAAUCAAAUCAGUCAAUGAGCGCAAUGUUGGGAGUAAUGGGUUUCAUGAUGAACGAUUCAGAGAUUGACAUGGGACGGGAAAAGGCAUACGAUAAUGCUUUUUGAAUGAAGCGCAAGGCGUUGAAUGUCCUUGGCAGGCAUGUAGCCUUGUCCGCACAACGGGAGAAUGAUUCGGAUGAAUUGGCGCAUCGUCUGUAUUAGCACUCUACCAGGCAAUGAGGUCUCGGUAUGAGUAUAAUCCAUCCAAUUACUCCUUGAAAAUAAGUCUCAACCAUGUCGUGAAGGCUGUCAUUCUUCCACCAGGACUGAGGACUGUCCUCGGUAGAACUAAGCAGUUAUUCUUGGACAAGUGUCCUUAAGGGACCUCGCAUUCAUACACGUACAUUUCCAC